AUUUUUGUUGUUGGCAACAGAUGUUUCAUUUCCAAUAUGGCUGCUUCUGUGUAUUAAUGCAGUUAUUAUGAUUUUUUACGUACCAAAGAAUAAUUAUCAUUUUUUUAGACCGAUUACAAUUAAAAAAUGUACAUUACAAUAUCUUUGCUAUCAAUUAAGAUGUUUUAUUGAACAUCUAUUUUAGGAAAAAAUGAACAAAAUGUUUUUGAGACAGUGGUACGAUAUUAAGAAUUGAAUAACCUUUCAGCAAGAUAUAUAAUCUUAUUUGAUACUACUUCCGUGACGUAAAAAGACUAACCAGUACUGUGAUUAUGAGUAAAUUAAGGAUAGGAUCAGAUUAUAUUCCUCUAACCGAAGAAGACAUGUUGAAAGUACGAGCAAUUAUUUCUUUUCCGAGAUUAGCUUGGGUCACUGUAUCCUUGCCACUGUUUGCUUUUAUUUUCUGUGUUAUUUGGUCUGUUCUUUAUAAUUUUGAACAUGCCACUGCCACACAUUGCAAGGUUUAUAAUUUCCUUCCAUCCGUCUCUGCAACUAUUGGUCAUUACAGACCUCAAAAAGAUGUUUGGAAAAUGGCAAUCGCUAUGCAAGCUGUAACUAGAACAUUAGUUUUAAUCAUGUACUUCCGUUAUUAUAAAGAACAUGUAUAUAAGUGGGCACGGUAUAUCAGUAAUAUUGCUUUAGUCACAUAUAUCAUUGAAAAUGUAUCUCUAGUGACUUUAAGCUUCUGGACUUCGGACUCGAACUAUGCAUUUCAUAAAUUAUCUUUUAUAACAUUCUUGUUGAUGUCUUCUAUUCACAUGCCAUUAUCAUACUUCGUUAUGAAGAAUUGUUGUAAUGUAACAAGAGAUUUUUAUGAGACUGCAUCUAUAAGAUGGAAAUGGAGAGCGAUGAUGUCAAAUGUAUUCUCCAUAUUAUUAGCAUGUUAUUUUUUUUAUAGGCAUAAUAAAUAUUGCGAACCAUUUGUAUAUUCCAUGUUCGCUAUGAGUGAAUACGGUGUUAUUCUUUCAAAUAUGAUGUUUCAUUCGACAGCUGCAUGGGAUUUUCCAACGUCUCGAGUUUUGGUAUCAGGGAAUGGUAUUAGACUGAUUUAAAUUAUCAUAGAUCAUUUUACAAUAUACAUAUAUAAUUACUAUCUAGAUAUUUGAAAUAUUUUCUUUAAUA
This is a messenger RNA of Polistes dominula (European paper wasp), 1161 nucleotides long. RefSeq names its product post-GPI attachment to proteins factor 2. Gene Ontology annotation, biological process: GPI anchor biosynthetic process. Gene Ontology annotation, cellular component: endoplasmic reticulum membrane; Golgi membrane. NCBI's taxonomy places the organism in Eukaryota, Metazoa, Arthropoda, Insecta, Hymenoptera, Vespidae. The record is from RefSeq and is a predicted model, not a curated record.